This is a messenger RNA of Sorghum bicolor (sorghum), 894 nucleotides long. RefSeq lists its product as uncharacterized. NCBI's taxonomy places the organism in Eukaryota, Viridiplantae, Streptophyta, Magnoliopsida, Poales, Poaceae. The transcript has 2 exons. The record is from RefSeq and is a predicted model, not a curated record. The coding region runs from base 72 to 719 and encodes 215 amino acids.
GGUGACAUGGCAUAGAAAUAAAUAAAGAGAGAGAAGAGAAAAUGUAGAAACAAUUUCUACAUGAAGAAAUCAUGUCUACGCUAGCAACGAGGCCGGUUGACACCACCAAAUCCGCACUAUGGAGAAACGAGUCGUUUGUUCGCUCAAUAAUGGCGAUAUGGUGUGCCCGCCGCCGCGGUGAUGCCGCGCGUGCGCUCACCCGCCGAUUUCCUGCGCUGGCUUCCUCUCCCGUGCGCGCUCGCCUUUCUCCGGCGCUUAUUCUUCUUCUGCGCACGGGCAAGGUCGGCCUUUUCCCCUUGCCGCUCGCCGAUUCAUCCGGCCCCAAUCCCAAAUCCUUCAUUCGGCCCCAAUCCAUCCAUCGCCAUGAACCCCUCCAUCCACCAUCUUGGAGCUCCAAGCAAAUCAGGGCAGGGCAGGGCAAGUGUGCUGCUGCGGCCCUUGAUGCCCGAUUUGCAUCGGCCGCUGCCGCUCCCAGUGCCCCUCUGAUGGAUCGACUUCUUCCGCUGGUGAAUCCAUCGCCCAUGCAGCAACAACAUCUCCAACACUUGCAAGUCUUGAAGCCGCAGGUUUUCCUGCUUGGUGGUCAAGUUCAUCUCGAUGAUGCUGUGGAACCUGAUGCCUUCUGGAGAAGUUUUGCAAGAACUAUUGAAACCUACCUGAGACGAUAUAUGGAGAUGAUGCCGUGCAAGCUUACUAUUUUACUACUAUGCAUAUCAUGAACUUUAUUUAGUUCUUAUGUUAACUCUAUAUGUAAUGGUCGAUUUAUGGUACCUAUUAUCUUUAUGGGUUCUGGAAACAUAUAUAUGGGUUGCUAUUUAGUGAACUGCCUUCUGGAGUACCUAUGUGAACUGAUGGUUGUGAACUGAUGGCUUCUGAAGUGUUAUUUUUUUGCUA